Ornithorhynchus anatinus (platypus) is the source of this 1569-nucleotide messenger RNA. RefSeq names its product ADP-ribosyltransferase 5 (gene ART5). Bases 404 to 1342 code for a protein of 312 amino acids. Gene Ontology annotation, molecular function: NAD+ poly-ADP-ribosyltransferase activity; NAD+-protein-arginine ADP-ribosyltransferase activity. The record is from RefSeq and is a predicted model, not a curated record. The transcript is spliced from 6 exons. NCBI's taxonomy places the organism in Eukaryota, Metazoa, Chordata, Mammalia, Monotremata, Ornithorhynchidae.
ACCAGGGACAGGAAGCCCAGGAGGGACUGGGGUGGGGUUAGUUGUUUCUAUGCCUUUUGGGGGGCAAUGACUGGGAGACACAGCCUCUGCUCCCCACUCGCUGACAGUUGGAUGGAGGAGACACUUACAACCCGACGCACACGCUCAUACGCGUAGAGAGUUCGCAGUGUUUUCGGGCGCCGGGGCCCGCACGGCUAAGCCCAGCCAGAGCGCGUCCGCCAACGCCGGACGGCCCAGCACGGUGACCGCCGGACCGGGCCAGGAGGAAACUCGAGAAGCAGCUGAAGAUCUUCUCUCAUCCUGGCAUCGUCCCUGAGACGUCGGGACUAGUACCUCCUUGUACAGAAAACGGGGAAACCGAGACCCACAGAGGGGUCCCUCUUUCAGAUCAGGCCGGGACAGGAUGUGGGGGGCCUUGCUGACGGCCCAGAGUUACCUCUAUCUCCCGGCGCUGCUGUUCCUACAGGCCCAAGCCCUCCAGACGGUGUCCCUGGGCCUGGCGCCCGGUGCCUUCGAUGAUGCCUAUGUGGGCUGCGUGGGGGAGAUGGAGGCCGACGUGGCCCCCCGGCUGCUUCGGGAAGAGUCGGCCCGCCACCCUGCCUUGAAGGAGUCCUGGGAGGCCGCGGCCACGGCCUGGGCUGCCCGGAAGGCGGCAUUGUCCCUACCCCCGGGCUUCCGGGACGCCCACGGGGUGGCAGUCCUGGUCUACACGAACGCCUCCACGGCCCUGUACCGGGAGCUGAAUGCUGCCGUGCGGACCGGCGGCGGCUCGCGACGGCACUACCUGGCCCACUUCCCCUUCAAGGCCUUGCACUUUUACUUGACACGGGCGCUGCAGCUGCUGGGGGCUGGCGCGGGCUGCCCAGUCAGCCCCGGGCGCGCCGUGUUCCGGGGCGUGGGCGGCCUGCGCUUCGAGCCCCCGGGGCUGGGGGCCUCCGUCCGCUUCGGCCAGUUCACCUCCAGCUCUGAGGCUGAGAUGGUGGCCCGGGGAUUCGGGACGGACACCUUCUUCCACCUCGGGACCUGCUUCGGGGCCUCCCUGGGGCCUCUGUCGGCCGCCCCGUGGGAGCGCGAGGUGCUGAUCCCGGCCCACGAGGUCUUCCGUGUUGCCAACUUCUCCCGGAAUGGGGAGCGCAGCCUGAUGACCCUGAAGAGCACCGGACAGACCUGCAGUCACUUCAACUGUGCCUACCUGGGGGGAGAGAAGCAGCAGGACUGUGUUUUCGUGUCGGGUGGCGAGGGCAACCAGCUGGCCCAGGAUCCUGGAACUCUGCUGCCCAUGAGGACCCUGCUCCUGCCCCCUGGGGGUCUCCAGCUCACAGACUUUGGCCAGGAAGCCUGACUCGGGAUGGGAACGGGGGCAGUUGGGCAUGGGUGGACUCCAGGGCUCUCUUUUCCCCUUCCCCCGCUGAUCCUGGAGGUGUGGCUGGAGCGGGAGCAGAGGCUGGCGGAGAAGGAUGGGGCCCAGCUGAGGCCCUGUGGAGGGAACUCGCUCACCUCCUCCGGGUGUCCCUGCCCCUGGGGGGUAGGCCCAGGCCCCUGGGGACGAUACAGUAAAAAGAGCUUUUU